Molecule: messenger RNA, 2018 nt
Organism: Hyla sarda
Lineage: Eukaryota; Metazoa; Chordata; Amphibia; Anura; Hylidae
Exons: 2
Coding region: 186-1943 (585 amino acids)
Biological process (GO): DNA recombination; DNA integration
Molecular function (GO): DNA binding
Source: RefSeq, a predicted model, not a curated record
GCGCCCGGCGUGCUGGGGAGGCCGCGCGCACGGCGCCGGGAUCCCGGGCCUUCGCGGCCAGCAUUGGCCCAGCGAAGUGUCGGGCGGUAGCUCCGCCCCUUCCGGUUUCGGCUCCCCGCACUUCCCGGCGCGCUGUCUCGGCUGCAGCUAGGGCUGAGCGCGGAUCCUUAGUGGCAGGUCAGAUAAUGGGCGCACAGGCCUCUCAUAAUUCGCAGGCAUCCUCAUCAGCUGAUGAGGUGCCUGGUACCCCUCCUGUUUUCCAGGGUCCCAGUGUGGUUCCAAUUGCAGGCAGCAGCUAUACUAGUCUCCCUGAAAAUGCCCCUUUGCUGCCUGCUGUAGUAGAUUCUAUGGAUGUGGGUAGUGAGCCUUUAUUUGAAGAUGCUGUAGAGGUUGUGGGAGUGGGCCAGGGUUUGCUGCCUCCUAUCUCUCAGGCUACAAUUUUAACCCCUGCUCCACAGCCACAUAGUGCCCCCAGCCCCUUGCAUAACCCCCUCCCUCCCCCCCCCCCUCCCCCAGUGGUUGCUGCUGCACAGUUGCCGGCGCCUAUAGUCAGCCAGCCACCGCGUGACCGUGAUGGUUAUGGGUCUGUGAGUCGGUCCCGUGGGCGUCGGUCCCGAUCGUCCUCCCGGGGUUCUGGCCGAUCGCGCAGAAGCAGAACUGCUGUGUCGCAUCAUGGGUGUAGGAGACGUUGUCGCCGGGAGUCCAGGAACAGGGACAGGUCCCGCAGGUCCCGUUCAUCCCGCUGGCGUUCGCCCUCCUCCUCGGGGGAGAGUUCCUGGAGUUCCGUUAGCCCGGACAGGAGGUCUCGUAGGCGUUCGGGCAGGCGACACAGGUCCAAGCCUGCUCGGAGGUCUUCAAAUGGAGCUGACCGACAGGGGGCUGUAGAUACACCUGCACCCGUGGAGCGUGUGGACCCUGCUCCGGUUCCUCAGUGUGGACCUUCAUCUUCUCCGACUGUUGUUCCUGCGCAGACGGUUCCAGGACUUCAGGAGGUUGUGCCCGACGGCAGAGCUGGAGGGUCGAGCGUGCCCGCCUUUGGUCUGGGGCCUAGUGACAGGAGAUUGAUGCCACUACUGGAAUCAUCGAUGGCGGCCUCUACGUGGUCGGGACAUGGUAAGGCGUGGAAGGAGUGGUGUCUUUUGGUGUAUGGGCGAAAUGUGUCUGGGUGUUCUGAUUCGAGAUUGGAGGUAACUGUGGACUACUUAUUGUCAUUGCGCGCUUCACAUUUUUCUGCUUUAGUGGCGCGGCGCAGGCUGGCGGGGGUUAGUUUUUAUUUUCGCUUGCUGGGGUGGGAAGAUGUUACAAAACGUUUUUUGAUUCAGCAAUCGCUGAAGGGAUGGCAGCGUACUCAUGUCCGCAGGGAACAGCGGCGCCCUGUUUCUUAUCCUUUGCUUGUCUCGCUAGUACAGGCCUCGGUCAGUUGCUGUUGUUCCCCUUUUGAAUCUGCCUUAUACUCCGCUGCUUUUUGUGUUGCGUUUUUUGGUGCUCUGCGGGUGGGGGAGUUGGUUCCUUCCUCUAAGCAGGGUUCCGGUGGUUUGCUUUUUGAGGAUGUGGUUUGCUCCAACGGUGUUUUGCAGCUGCGUAUUCGGCGGUCGAAAACCGAUCAGGCGGGAACGGGAGCUUGGGUUCGCCUUCAGUCGGUUGAUGGCCCGGCCUGCCCGGUGCGGGCGGUUUCCGCCUAUUUGUUAAUUCGUGUUUCUGGCAGACAAUUUUUCUCUCAUGCUGAUGGUUCGGCUUUGUCCCGUUUUCAAUUUCAGUCGCUGUUCAAGCGGUGUCUGCAAUACGCGGGGGCCCCCCCUUCCGAAUUCGGAACGCAUUCCUUUCGGAUUGGGGCGGCUACGGAGGCGUCCAGGGCAGGAUUGUCCGUGUCUGAUAUUCAGCGUAUUGGGCGUUGGCGCUCGGAUUGCUAUGCUGGUUACGUGCGCCCUGAAUUGUUGCUUUAACCUGUUUUUCCUUUUAGAUCCUCCGGUUGCUACGGUGGUGUUCUUGGGCCACUCCUAUGUUCAUCGGGCGGCACA